CCGUUGGUGGACCCAACUGAACCCCCCUCAUCAAGUAAAGGAUAAAGUGGGCGAGACAAGUCCAUUUUGUGUGGCCGGAACUUGAACAGGGAAACAACAACUGAACGAACAAUCUCCCUCUCUCACACACCCACAAAAAUGGCUGCCCCGGUGAAGGUGUACGGACCACCAUUGUCGACUGCAGUUUCGAGGGUGCUUGCUUGUCUGCUCGAGAAAGAUGUGGAGUUUCAGCUCGUCCCUGUCAACAUGGCCAAAGGGGAGCACAAGAAACCUGACUAUCUCAAGAUCCAGCCCUUUGGCCAAGUCCCUGCAUUCCAAGAUGAGAGCAUCACCAUUUUCGAGUCCAGAGCGAUCUGUCGCUACAUCUGCGAGAAGCAUGCGGACAAGGGCAACAAGAGCUUGUACAGCACGAAUCCGCUGGUCAAGGCCUCCAUAGAGCAAUGGCUAGAGGCCGAGGGCCAGAGUUACAACCCUCCGUCCUCGACUCUGGUUUUUCAGCUAGCGUUUGCGCCCCGGGUGAAUAUAAAGCAAGAUGAAGCACAGAUCAAACUGAAUGACCAGAAGCUGUCAAAGGUGCUCGACAUUUACGACCAGAGACUGGAGAGCAGCAGGUUCCUGGCGGGUGACGAGUUCACUCUGGCCGAUCUGUCACACUUGCCAAACACGCACUACUUGGUGACCGUGGGGAAUCGGGGAGAGGCCUUCAGCUCGAGAAAGAAUGUCGACCGGUGGUGGAAUGAGAUCUCGAGCCGAGACUCGUGGAAGAAAGUUGUGGAGAUGCAGAAGAGCAAGUGAGAAUCUGGGUUUGGUUGGCUCUAUGCAAAACGGGAUUUUGCUAUUGAAUUCGAGUUCUUGCUUGGGGGAGUUUUUUGUGGCUUUCGAUCAUACUGUUUCUGCAAUUUUAGAUUUCUUCAUGUUUCAUAUGCGAUCAGUGUUCAUUUCAAUUUGA
Rhodamnia argentea is the source of this 949-nucleotide messenger RNA. RefSeq names its product glutathione S-transferase PARB-like. Gene Ontology annotation, cellular component: cytoplasm. Bases 139 to 795 code for a protein of 218 amino acids. The record is from RefSeq and is a predicted model, not a curated record. The transcript has 3 exons. Lineage: Eukaryota; Viridiplantae; Streptophyta; Magnoliopsida; Myrtales; Myrtaceae. Gene Ontology annotation, molecular function: glutathione transferase activity; glutathione binding.